Raphanus sativus (radish) is the source of this 1113-nucleotide messenger RNA. RefSeq names its product proteasome subunit beta type-5-B. Lineage: Eukaryota; Viridiplantae; Streptophyta; Magnoliopsida; Brassicales; Brassicaceae. Gene Ontology annotation, cellular component: proteasome core complex. The transcript has 8 exons. The coding region runs from base 116 to 940 and encodes 274 amino acids. The record is from RefSeq and is a predicted model, not a curated record. Gene Ontology annotation, molecular function: threonine-type endopeptidase activity.
GCUCAAGAAACGAUCUAUUCGUCACUAGAGAUCUUCUUCUUCUUCUUCUUCUUCUCUCUCUCUCUCUCUCUCUCUCUCUCUCUCUCUCUGUUCUACAGUAAGGGGUUUAAAAAAGAUGAAGCUGGAUACAAGUGGGUUCGAGACCUCAAUGCCUACGAUUGGCUUCGGCUCUAGCAACGAUAUGCUUGAUGGAUUUUCUACUGUGCCCUCCUUUGAUCUUCCCCGCACCACAGAUUUUGAUGGGUUUCAGAAAGAAGCAGUACAGAUGGUGAAGCCUGCCAAAGGAACAACCACGCUCGCUUUUAUAUUCAAAGAAGGUGUCAUGGUCGCUGCUGAUUCUCGUGCUAGCAUGGGUGGAUAUAUCUCCUCACAAUCUGUGAAGAAGAUUAUUGAAAUCAAUCCUUAUAUGCUUGGUACAAUGGCUGGAGGUGCUGCUGACUGCCAAUUCUGGCACAGAAAUCUUGGAAUUAAGUGCCGUCUACAUGAGCUGGCAAACAAGAGGAGAAUCUCUGUUUCAGGAGCUUCAAAACUUCUGGCAAACAUGCUCUAUUCAUACCGUGGAAUGGGUCUUUCUGUCGGCACUAUGAUCGCUGGAUGGGACGAAACUGGUCCUGGACUAUACUAUGUUGACAACGAAGGAGGAAGGCUCAAGGGAGACAGGUUUUCAGUCGGUUCUGGUUCACCAUACGCUUACGGUGUCCUAGACAGCGGGUACAAAUUCGAUAUGUCAGUUGAAGAAGCUUCCGAGUUAGCAAGGAGAUCAAUCUACCAUGCGACAUUCCGUGAUGGAGCCAGUGGUGGAGUUGCUAGCGUGUACCACGUGGGUCCUAAUGGAUGGAAGAAACUGUCAGGAGAUGACGUUGGGGAGCUACACUAUCACUACUACCCCGUUCCACCAGAAACUGCGGAACAAGUCAUGGAGGAAGCAGCCGCUGAGUAAGGAGAUCCGUUUUACUUCCAAAUGAUUCACUCUCUUUUAUGUGUGUUUUGCUAUUUUAGUAAGUAUACUGAGUUUUUAUCUAGCUCUCAAGUACAAGGUUCUCCUUUUUUUUUAUCUGAAUCUGCAAAUACAUGUUCCCAUUACUUUGUUCAAGCAGCUCUUUUUAACUCUCA